This is a messenger RNA of Acanthamoeba castellanii str. Neff, 618 nucleotides long. RefSeq lists its product as uncharacterized. The transcript has 7 exons. The coding region runs from base 1 to 618 and encodes 205 amino acids. The record is from RefSeq and is a predicted model, not a curated record. NCBI's taxonomy places the organism in Eukaryota, Discosea, Longamoebia, Acanthamoebidae.
AUGUUCGAGUACAGCGACGGCACCAAGGUGAGCAUCGCGUCGAUGGGCUUUCUGCGGGGCACGGUGGUGGACCGCGACAACGACAUCGACGAGACCGGUCGCAUGGUGUGGCCCGGCUCUCGCGUGCUCGGUCUCUACUUGACUGCGAACCCGCACGUCGUGCGAAGUAAGCGCGUGCUGGAGGUGGGGGCCGGCUGUGGCGUGUCGGGCCUGAUUGCUGCCCGCUUCGCUGCCAAGGUGGUGCUCACCGACAGGAACGAAGAGGUGAUGGAUAUGUUGAACCAGAACAUCGAGCUGAACUCUCUCCAAGACAAGGCCGAGGGCAUGGUGAUGAAGUGGGUGGACGACGUGCCGGCCUUGAAACAGAAGUAUCCUCCCUUCGAGACCAUCAUCGGCUCGGAUGUGAUCUAUCCGGAGCAUUCGCAUCUCAUCCCAGCGCUCUUUGAGACGGUGGACGCUGCGUUGGCCUGCGAGGAGUCGUCUCUGUUCGUCAUCUCCUUCAUCCCGCGUACGGCCGGCCUCAAGCACAAAGUACUGAAGCAUGCGGACAAGUUUGGCUUCGCGUGCGAGCAGGUGCCCACCGAAGAAUACACGACGCAGGCGGCGCAAGAGUACUAA